UCCUUUCUCCCUCUCCUCUUCUGCCGAAGCUGAGACCUCCUCUGCUCGGAAUCGCUACUUCUACCUGGUGAUUUUAUGUGUCCAUUGAUGCUGGGUUUUCUAAUUCUUUUCUUUGUAAUGGAGGAAUUAUGUUCCAUAGCGUGAUGUUUGGCUGCUUCUGCUCACCUUUGUCUUGACCAUCGUAAGUGUGAUUUGAUGAUUUGAGUGUGUUCUUGAAACCCUCAUCGAUGAUCGGAUGAUCAUGCGUUCACGCUGUUCUUCUUGGAUAUCGAUCCUCUUGGUUUCGGCUUGGAUUAGCUUAGGUUCACUUAAUCUGAAUCGAUUUGUGCUGGAUAAGCGCGCUGUUGGUGUGGGUGUUUUCUCUGUGCUUUUUGUUUCGUUUAUUGGCGUGAAGAGAUAUACCGAUCUUGAGGUUGGUGAGAUCUGUGCGAGGUUUGGAUGAUUGUUUAAUGUGGCGGUGAUCCGUUCUUAUUGAUUUCAUGUCUGUGAAAUUUUCUUGAAUUUUGUGGGUUGUCUCAUUUUAGGAGACAGAAGCAGACAGAGGUCGAUGCCGCACGAACUCGAUUUUCCCAGCAAUGGCGACUGCUUCGGUUCAUCGAUCGCGUCAGAACCGUUCGUUACUCCAGAUCGACAGUCUGCAACCCCAUACCUGAACAAAGAUGGAGAUCUUCCCUACUGGUAUUCCAUCUUCUCACCCAUGGAGGGCACCCCGUCGCUCGUGACGACCCCUCUCGCUGCUUCUGGUUCCAUCUUAAUCCCUCCCCGGUCGUCGUCCUUCGUCGAGCCGGAAGUUGCUGCCGCCGACUACGGGAACCGCCUCUACCUCGCCCGCCUCACGCUUCAGUAUCAAGAGGUCGCCGAGCGCUACGACCUCUGCCUCUCCGACCUCCGAGACUGCACCGAGGAAAUCGAGUCCCUCCGGCGCGAGAACGCGAGCAUCCGCAUCGCCAACGUCGAGCUUGCCAGGCGGCUCGGCCUGAUCGCCGGGAAGCACGCCGGCCGUGUUCCGUCAUCUGCGUCUGCGGCGCUCGAAGAUGAGUUCCGCUUCCUCAACGUCGCCGAACUUCCACCGCCGUCGCCCGAGGAGAGUCCCACGAGCGUGCUCUCCGUCCAGGAGAGCGGCGGGGGCCACCCGUUCGCGGGACCUCCGGUGGUGGAGAAGCAGGUUUCGUUGCCCAAGAGCAUCUCGAUCCGCUCCAGCGGGUACCUGAAGCUGAACCAGGACGGUAAAUCCAGUUCGGCUGCGAAACGGAACGGCCGGUUUGGCGUCUCCAACCCCGCCAUGGUAAGCAAGCAGCGGGUGUACGUGGGCGGGGACAGCAACAGGAAGAAAGGGGCAAGAAGAGGAAGGGAAGACGGCGAAGAAGAGCGGGAGGGCGGCGAUGGAGGAGGAGCUUUGGAGCUGGAGGUGUACCAUCAGGGGAUGUUCAAAACGGAGCUGUGCAACAAGUGGGAGGAGAGCGGGGAGUGCCCCUACGGCGACCAUUGCCAGUUCGCCCACGGCAUCACUGAGCUCCGCCCCGUCCUCCGCCACCCCCGCUACAAGACCGAACCCUGCCGCAUGAUUCUCUCCGGCGGCGCCUGUCCUUACGGCCACCGCUGCCACUUCCGCCACUCCCUCUCCCUCGCAGAUCACCAACGUCUCCUCAUCCGCCCUUAGAAGAUCAUUUCCAUGGACAGCCCAUGAGAAGGUACAGGAUCUUUGUCGGAUGUGGCCUUUUCGAGUUGCUUCUUAGAUGUUUAUUCAUCACUGCAAGAUAAAUGUUCUGGUGGAAUUCAGUAACAGAACCCUGUUUGGCCAGAGAUCAACAAGUCUAUACCAUGAUGCUUACUCUCCAGUGUCACACUGCGACCCUCGGAUGAUCAUUCCUUAGUUCCAUAAUAAUCUUCAAAUAGAAUCAGCAAAGAGCCCUCUUUGUCCAGAUAGCAAGGAGUCCUUUGCCGUACAUGGUUGGUAUUCUUCACUGCCAUACAAAUCUUCAGGUGGAGCCCAAAACCGAGAGAACCCUGUUUGCCAAGAUAUCAAGAUGCCUGGAGCCAUUACUGCUUUCCUCUAGGUUGCAUCCCAUUUCCUUGUGUGACCAUUGGCUUUCCCUCUCUCGGGCUAUCACCUUUUGUUAAAGCUUUUGUUUGCUUUUCUUUUUUCUCUUUCGUUUGUGGUGUGUGAAGGGCUCCAAGAUGUGAUAUGUCUGCAAUGAGUUUGACUUCCAAACAGAUAAAAGAAGUGUUAUCCCACCGUUGGAUGCAAUUGACGUAGCCACCCAGAGGCGUUUAUCAUUUACGAAUCCGUUUGUAUUAUUAUGCUGUCGAGAUAAAAAUAC
This is a messenger RNA of Musa acuminata AAA Group (dessert banana), 2321 nucleotides long. RefSeq names its product zinc finger CCCH domain-containing protein 9-like. Gene Ontology annotation, molecular function: mRNA binding; metal ion binding. The transcript is spliced from 3 exons. NCBI's taxonomy places the organism in Eukaryota, Viridiplantae, Streptophyta, Magnoliopsida, Zingiberales, Musaceae. The record is from RefSeq and is a predicted model, not a curated record. Bases 548 to 1660 code for a protein of 370 amino acids.